Molecule: messenger RNA, 981 nt
Organism: Lutzomyia longipalpis
Lineage: Eukaryota; Metazoa; Arthropoda; Insecta; Diptera; Psychodidae
Product: putative gustatory receptor 28a
Exons: 3
Coding region: 58-855 (265 amino acids)
Biological process (GO): sensory perception of taste
Cellular component (GO): membrane; dendrite; axon
Source: RefSeq, a predicted model, not a curated record
AUCUUCAAGAUAUGGACCACCUUUCACCAUAUAAAUUCACAACUUAAAUCAAUUGGAAUGACAACGUAUGAAAUUCUCCUUGAAGUGGAGCUGAAAAAGUACUUAAUUGAAGGAAUUUUCAUCAAUUUGGUGGCAUUAUUUGUUGAAAUAACAAUUAUUAGUCGUCUCGACACAACAUCGGGAUUCUUUGAACAUCGCUUAGCUGUUCUCAUCCCCUUUAAUGGAAAUCGCAUGGCAAUAUUUCAUUUUUUACUUUACAUCCACAUCACUCGAAGCUAUUUGCACAUUCUUGCAAUGCAACUACAAAGGAUUCACCGCAAAAUUGAACUUUUCCCCCAACCACCCACAAAGCAUGGUGAUGCACUACAUGGUGAGAUCAAAGCUCUAAAGGUUAUUCACAGAAAUUUAUGGGAAAUAUGCUGUAACAUCAAUAAAUCAUUCAAUUGGACACUUUUGUGUAUCAUCAUCAUGUACUUUCUCAUCAUCAUUGUCGAUCUCUACUGGUGUUUCCUCAAAAUUCUCGUUGGAUCAUCAAAUCACAUUACAGAAUCCUUCCUGUGUCCAAUACCUGUCGUCCUUUCAUUCAUACCACUUGUUUACACAGCUGAUUCCCUACUCAACGCUCCAAGGAUCAUCCAAAGGAAUCUCCAUGAGCUACAGAUGGAAGCACAAAAUAGGACUCUCCAUCAAUUUGCACUGCAAAUUCACAUUCUCCAUGUGGAAUUUACACCAAAAGGGAUUUUUCUUCUUGAUUUUAAACUCUUUACUGCGUUUGUCACCACAAUGGGGAUGUACUUAAUUAUAUUAAUUCAAUUUGAAUACGAUAGAUCACAGAUUACAACGACGUUCAAAUAAGAGAUCUCAUCGUCUGAACAAACUUCUGCACCAAAGCAAUUAUUUGUAUAAAGAAUGAUGAUUCUCACUGCGAUAUCAUUGUCACAGGAAGGAGUAUUAUGUAUGGUAUAAAAAAGCUCUAAGGGC